Caenorhabditis remanei is the source of this 1230-nucleotide messenger RNA. RefSeq lists its product as uncharacterized. Bases 1 to 1230 code for a protein of 409 amino acids. NCBI's taxonomy places the organism in Eukaryota, Metazoa, Nematoda, Chromadorea, Rhabditida, Rhabditidae. The record is from RefSeq and is a predicted model, not a curated record. The transcript has 4 exons. Gene Ontology annotation, biological process: chromatin organization; regulation of DNA-templated transcription. Gene Ontology annotation, cellular component: NuA4 histone acetyltransferase complex; nucleus.
AUGUCAGCCGCUGCUCAACAAUUCGAACUUAACGAGGCGUGUGUCUGCAUCUUCAAAGGAGCUCCCUUUGACGCCAGAAUAGUCGGCAUCAAGGAAGAGAACGGCGUCCAAAAAUAUGUGGUCCACUAUCAUAAUUGGGCAAAGAGACAUGAUGAGAAAAUCCCAUUCGGAUCGGAUCGUCUUCACAAAGGAACUCUUGAUGAGUACUUGAAAGCUCAUGGAAUGGAAGAUGCGGGCGUGGCGAAUAAAACACCGAAGACACCAAAAACUCCUAAGACCCCGAAGACGUCAGCCGCAACGACUUCUUCCGCCAAAAAGACACCAGCAGCUGCAAUUGCUACAGUAGCCAAGACGCCAGCCGCCAAAACUGCAACCCCAAAAACUCCAGCUACUAAAACCCCAGCCGGCAAAACCCCAGCCACCAAGACUCCAACCGCCAACAAGCGAAAGGCGCCAGGAACCCGACGAAGCAAGGUUGAAGCACCAGUCGACACAGAGGAUGAAGCUGAGGAUCAGAGUCAAGAUGAGGAGUCCCAAGAUGAGGAGGAGGAAGUCGAGGAGUCCCAGGAUGAGUCGUCAGGACAGCCAGAGCCCAGAAGAACUGUAGUCAGCAAUGAGCCAAAGAUGCUUCAAAUCACUUUGACACCAGCAAUGCUUCAAUUGCUCAAUGACGACUGGCUCAUGGUCAAGAAGAAGAAUUACGUCGUCAAGAAUCUUGGCCCUUCCAUCGACACAAUUGUGAAGGAGUACAUCAGUCAGAUCACUGUGACCGAUGAUGAACAACGGGAGAUGGACAAUUUUAUUGUGGAGUUAGACGACAACCAACGUCGCGAGCCAAAGAUUGGACUGAUCCAUUCGACUCGAGCAGUCGUUGACUAUUUCAACACAGUUCUUGGAUACCGUCUGCUCUACCCAAGUGAACGUCCACAAUACAACAAUCUCGUUCAGGAGGAAGCAAGACGUCUGGGAGUCCCAUUCGAAGAAGUUGGAAAUCUCGGGUUCCGUGCUUCCGAGCAUUACGGAAUCAUUCACCUCAUUCGCCUCAUCUCGAUGAUGCCAAAGCUGCUGGCAAACGGUCCAGCGCAUUCAGGAUUGGUCAUCCACAUUCAAAUCGGAAUCACCUCCCUCCUGGAGUAUCUCUCCGACUACUUGGAGACCCAGUUCCCGGAGCCAGCGACUCUUCGAGCUCAAUAUGGAAACGCUGAGGAGGAGUCCGAACUGAUGGUCUAA